GUGCCUUGAACCUGCUCUUAAAAAGGGUAACUUGGUUGCAGAUAUUACAGUGUCUGCAAUUGCCUGAGCUUUACCUUGUAGUAGGGGAGAAAGGAAUAGUUUAGCAAAAUGUCGGAUCGAUCCCCGUUUGAUGUGGAUGUAAUCACCCUGACCCGGUUCGUCAUGGAGCAGGGCAGGAAAGCGAAAGGCACUGGAGAGCUGACCCAGCUACUCAACUCCAUGCUUACUGCCAUCAAGGCCAUCUCCUCAGCUGUGAGGAAGGCAGGCCUGGCACAUAUGUAAGUUGCUGCUGGAAGUGUGAAUGUCACGGGUGACGAGGUGAAGAAGUUGGACGUUCUUUCUAAUGAUCUGGUCAUCAAUAUGCUGCAGUCAUCUUACAGCACCUGUAUCCUGGUCACUGAAGAAAACAAAGAAGCCAUUGUCAUCCCGCCUGAGAAAAGGGGUAAAUAUAUUGUGUGUUUUGACCCACUUGAUGGCUCCUCCAAUAUAGACUGCUUGGCACCUAUAGGCACAAUUUUUGCAAUCUAUAGAAAGACCACAGAAGACGAACCAUCUGAGAAAGAUGCCCUCCAGCCGGGCAGCAAUAUUGUGGCUGCGGGUUAUGCCCUCUAUGGCAGCGCCACUCUGGUUGCCCUCACCACUGGACAAGGGUUGAACUGCUUCAUGCUGGAUCCGGCAGUGGGAGAAUUUAUUCUGGUGGAGAAAGAUAUGAAAAUAAAGAAGAAAGGAAAGAUUUACAGUCUCAAUGAAGGCUAUGCCAUGUAUUUUGACUCAGCAGUGACUGAAUAUUUGAAGAAAAAGAAAUUUCCUGAGGAUGGAAGUGCACCCUAUAGUUCUAGGUAUGUGGGGUCUAUGGUAGCUGAUAUUCAUCGCACUCUUCUUCAUGGGGGUAUCUUUUUGUAUCCAGCCAAUGAGAAGAGUCCUAAAGGAAAGCUGAGGCUGCUGUAUGAAUGCAACCCUAUCGCCUUCAUCAUAGAGCAGGCAGGUGGAGUAGCCACCACAGGGACGCAGAGGGUACUAGAUGUGCAGCCAGAGUCCAUCCACCAGCGUGUGCCCUUCAUUGUUGGAUCUCCAGAGGACGUGCAGGAGUACCUGACAUGUGUACAGAAGCACCAAAAGAGCAGCUGAUCCCUCCUGUCUCUGUUUACACAGAACACACUGUCCUUGUCCAUGUGGUGCCUGAGGAGUGUGCAUUCAGGGGCCACAAAAAUGUUUCUCCUCAGAAGGAAGUAUGUUUCUGGUGAUUACCCCCUCCUUUUUGCCCAAUCUCUUCCAAUUAUAAGAAAAAGCAAAUAAAGGUGAAUCUUACCAUCAUUACCUUGAUUUAAUUCUUAAAAAAUGUCAAAAUAAUUUUAAUGUCUACAUUUAAGCAAAAUGUUAUCUGCUUAGAAUGGCCAGUUCAUUUUCUUCUAAAUAAAAUACAGAAUAAUUUGUAUUCUGAGGAAGACUGCAUUUGUCACUUUUUUUUUCAUUAAUUAAAAUCUGUACACCA
This is a messenger RNA of Lepisosteus oculatus (spotted gar), 1492 nucleotides long. NCBI's taxonomy places the organism in Eukaryota, Metazoa, Chordata, Actinopteri, Semionotiformes, Lepisosteidae. The record is from RefSeq and is a predicted model, not a curated record.